Messenger RNA from Mesoplodon densirostris (Blainville's beaked whale), 892 nucleotides. It is a transcript of the gene PCGF1, whose product is annotated as polycomb group ring finger 1. The record is from RefSeq and is a predicted model, not a curated record. The coding region runs from base 27 to 806 and encodes 259 amino acids. Gene Ontology annotation, cellular component: PRC1 complex. Gene Ontology annotation, molecular function: promoter-specific chromatin binding. Gene Ontology annotation, biological process: negative regulation of transcription by RNA polymerase II. The transcript is spliced from 9 exons. Lineage: Eukaryota; Metazoa; Chordata; Mammalia; Artiodactyla; Ziphiidae.
GUGGCCGGCCGGGAUCAGCCUUUAAGAUGGCGUCUCCUCAGGGGGGCCAGAUUGCGAUCGCGAUGAGGCUUCGGAACCAGCUCCAGUCAGUGUACAAGAUGGACCCGCUACGGAACGAGGAGGAGGUCCGAGUAAAGAUCAAAGACUUGAACGAGCACAUCGUCUGUUGCCUGUGCGCAGGGUACUUCGUGGAUGCCACCACCAUAACAGAGUGUCUUCAUACGUUCUGCAAGAGUUGUAUUGUGAAGUACCUCCAAACCAGCAAGUACUGCCCCAUGUGCAACAUCAAGAUCCACGAGACACAGCCACUGCUCAACCUCAAACUGGACCGGGUCAUGCAGGACAUCGUGUACAAGCUAGUGCCAGGCUUGCAAGACAGUGAAGAGAAACGGAUCCGAGAAUUCUACCAGUCCCGAGGCUUGGACCGGGUCACCCAGCCCAGCGGGGAAGAGCCAGCCCUGAGCAACCUUGGCCUCCCAUUCAGCAGCUUCGACCACUCAAAAGCCCACUACUAUCGCUAUGAUGAGCAGCUGAGCCUAUGCCUGGAGCGGCUGAGUUCUGGCAAAGACAAGAAUAAAAGCGUCCUGCAGAACAAAUAUGUCCGAUGUUCUGUUAGAGCUGAAGUUCGCCAUCUCCGGAGGGUUCUCUGUCACCGCUUGAUGCUAAAUCCCCAGCAUGUGCAGCUCCUUUUCGACAAUGAAGUUCUCCCUGAUCACAUGACCAUGAAGCAGAUAUGGCUGUCCCGCUGGUUCGGCAAGCCAUCCCCUUUGCUCUUACAAUACAGUGUGAAAGAGAAGAGGAGGUAGGGGCCAAGCCCCCACCUGUCCCUCGGCCCUUCCCGCCCCAGAUAUUUAUGUGAAAUUAACCUUGGCUUUAUUUUUUGAAAUAAAAA